UCCAUGUUUCCCUCGAAACCCUUCCCUAAAACCCUAAUACGUCACCAGCAUCAAACAAGUUCGUUCAUAGCCUCUCCCACUCUCAAGCACUCACGAAAAAUCAAGAUGUUGCGCAGAAACAUUAGGUUAAGAAAAGAGUAUCUCUACAGGAAAAACUUGGAAGGUGAUGAGCGUGUGCAAUAUGAGAAGAAAAUGAAGAUAAGAGAAGCUCUGCAAGAAGGAAAGCCGAUUCCUACUGAGCUCCGAAACGAAGAGGCGAGGCUUCGACAAGAGAUUGAUCUUGAAGACCAAAACACAGCUGUUCCUCGGAGUCAUAUUGACGAUGAAUAUGCAAAUGCUACGGAGAAUGAUCCAAAGAUUUUGUUGACAACAUCUAGGAAUCCAAGUGCUCCACUCAUCCGAUUCACAAAGGAAUUGAAGUUUGCAUUUCCUAACUCUCAGAGAAUAAAUCGUGGUAGUCAGGUCAUUUCUGAGAUCAUUGAAACUGCUCGUUCUCAUGACUUUACGGAUGUUAUAUUGGUUCAUGAGCACCGCGGUGUGCCUGAUGGUCUCAUUAUCUCUCAUCUCCCAUUUGGGCCAACUGCAUACUUUGGAUUACUUAAUGUGGUAACAAGACAUGAUAUUAGCACCAAGAAAGCCAUUGGGAAAAUGCCUGAGCAAUAUCCUCAUCUCAUUUUUAACAACUUUACAACUCAGAUGGGUCAAAGAGUUGCCAACGUCUUAAAACAUGUCUUCCCUGCUCCAAAAGUGGAUGCUAGACGUAUCGUUACUUUUUCUAAUGAAUCUGAUUAUAUUUCAUUCAGGAACCAUGUCUACGAUAAAGGAGAAGGAGGUCCAAAAUCAAUUGAGCUUAAAGAAGUCGGUCCUCGGUUUGAGUUGCGGCUCUACCAGGUGAAAUUAGGAACGGUGGAACAAAACGAGGCAGAGACCGAAUGGGUUAUUAGACCGUACAUGAACACUGCUAAAAAACGCAAGUUCAUCGGUGAAUGAUACUAGAAACGGCACCGCUUCGAAUCUUUAUUUAAAUUCUGUUUCACCUAAUAUUUAUUUUGUUGGAAGAUCUGUUAAAUAUUUUUUGUCCUUGGAGAAAAUUGCGUUUGAUUUUGGGGUUAUUCGAUGACUGUAAGAUUAGCAUCGAUGUUUGUUCUGACCUCUAUUACAACGUUUCGGCUCUUUAAAAAAAAGUCUUGCUUGUCUUAAAAUAAA
Molecule: messenger RNA, 1206 nt
Organism: Capsella rubella
Lineage: Eukaryota; Viridiplantae; Streptophyta; Magnoliopsida; Brassicales; Brassicaceae
Product: U3 small nucleolar ribonucleoprotein protein IMP4
Exons: 9
Coding region: 4-990 (328 amino acids)
Biological process (GO): rRNA processing
Cellular component (GO): nucleolus; small-subunit processome; Mpp10 complex
Molecular function (GO): rRNA primary transcript binding; snoRNA binding
Source: RefSeq, a predicted model, not a curated record